Messenger RNA from Magnolia sinica, 1648 nucleotides. Its product is annotated as flotillin-like protein 2. The record is from RefSeq and is a predicted model, not a curated record. The transcript has 2 exons. Gene Ontology annotation, cellular component: plasma membrane; plasma membrane raft. Lineage: Eukaryota; Viridiplantae; Streptophyta; Magnoliopsida; Magnoliales; Magnoliaceae. Gene Ontology annotation, biological process: protein localization to plasma membrane. Bases 33 to 1046 code for a protein of 337 amino acids.
CCCGGAGAAGAGUUAGCUCUUCAAGCUAGGUCAUGACCAUGAGCUUCAAGGUGGCGAAAGCUUCUGAAUACCUUGUCAUCACCGGGGCGCGGAUCCCCGACAUCAAGCUAGCUAGGAAGGCGUGGGUGUGGCCCGGCCAGCGCUGCACUCGUGUCAGCAUCUCGCCCGUCAAUUACUCAGUCCAGGUCCAUGCAAUGAGCUCCGACAAGCUCCAAUUCCUCCUCCCGGCCGUGUUCACGAUUGGGCCCCGCACCGACGACAUGGCCUACCUCCUUAAGUACGUCAAGCUCAUGCCACCGUCGUCAUCCGCAAAGAUAUUCAAGGCCCAUAUCGCUGAGCUUGUCAACGGCAUCAUACAAGGGGAGGCCUGCGUGCUAGCGGCAUCGAUGACGAUAGAGGAGAUCGUCAAGGGUACUAAACAGUUCAAACAUGAGGUGUUUGAUAAAAUCCAAUUAGAACUCAACCAUUUCGGGCUAUUUGUGUACAAUGCCAAUGUCAAGGAGCUUGUUGACACCGACGGGAGAUGCUACUUCUACAAUCUAACACAAAAAAUUCAGUCCGAGGCCGCUUGCAAUGCAAUGCUGAAUGCCCAUGAGGCGGACACGAGGGGGAAAAUGGAAAUGAAGUGUAGAGAGGCGAAGGUUAUCCAAAAUGCGGCCCGGUACGAUAUGGAGACAUCAAGCUUUGUGGCCCACCAGCUUGCUGAGGGGAGGAAGGAGGAGAAGAGGGUGAAGACAGAUGUGAAGGUGUUCAAGAACGGGCUCGACGGAGACCUCGCCGACUCAGUGGCCAAUCUCGACGGCCAUAGGGCUGUCGCGAUUGGGCGGGCCAAGAAGACCCAGAUGGAGGCCCAGAAGGCCAACGCAAUCCGUGAGGCUGAGCUGCAGCUCGAGCUCGAGAAGAAGGCGGCACUCGUAGUCAUGGAGAAGCUCCGAGCCGAGCUGCUGAAUAAGGCAACUGUCGAAUUCGAGGCGAAGAUUCAAGAAACGAAUUCCAAGUUCUUCCAACAGCAGAAGUACACCGACGCACUCUUCUACGCUGAGUAGAAGAACGGUGAGGUGAAGAAAAUGCUCGCUGAUGUGGAAUUCCAUGUCAGGCAGCGAGCCGCUGAUGCCGAUCUGUAUGCCAAGAAGCGCGAAGCUAAGGCGUUGAUCGUGAUGUCUGACGCACAUUCAUACCAUGUGCGGUCAAUGCUGGGCCCGCUGGGCAGGGAUUACAGCGCGUUGAGGGAUUAUAUGAUGAUAAACAAUGGAAUGUACAAGGAGAUUGCGAAGAUCAGCGCCAAGUCGAUGAAGGGACUCAAGCCGAAGAUCUGCAUCGUGACGGACGGUGGAUCGGAGAUUUGUGGGGGUGGUGGGCCAGGAACUGAGGGCCUAGAUGGUUCGGCCCACAAGGUGUCGAGCAUUUACAAAAUGCAGCCGCCGCUGAUGGAGUAUGUCCAAGAGCAGACGGCGAUGACACUGCCGCUGUGGGCCCGACGUGAGGCCGCGGUAACCGACGGUGAAGCCGAGCAGUAUGUGAAGUGUCCUGUGGGCCCUUGAGGAGUGACAGUGGGCCACAGUGGGCCCAGGAUUUUCUCUUAAUAAGAGGAGUUUUCUUUUUGAAGUUUAUGAAUGAGAAUAAAAAUGGAAUCUAGUCUCAAUCGGAA